AUGACCCUCGACAGUGGUCACUUGGCUGGCUUCAAAUUUUGGCACGGAGAUGAUGGCUUGAGUUAUGACGACGGUGGUUCAGAGCUGUUGGGUUCGGGCCAAUCUCGGAUUCGGCCUACUUGCUGCUAUGGGCUAGAGAAUAAAGAUGAAAGAGGAGAUGGGCUUGAGCCCUUCAUUAUUGAGGCAUCCAAGAAAAGGUCACUAGACGGACUUAGUGAGAUCCUUGAAGGAAACAGAAUGGAAGAUAUAAGUGAUCGUGCAGCUAGGUCAACAAGUCACCCUCCGUUUCUUGAUGACAAAACAAACUAUGCAGCAUGGAAGGUUAAGAUGAAAGCUUUUUUGUGGGCAAAGGAUGUAGCUGUAUGGGCUGUUAUUGAAAGUGGUUGGGAGUAUCCAACUAAGACUGAAAAGGUAGAUACAAAAGAGAUUGGAGAGGGUAGUUCUACUGUUGAAGCCAAAGUUAAGAAGCCUAUGAGUGAAUGGACUGCAGAUGAGAACACCAAGAGUACAAAUAAUCAGAAAGCAUUAAACUCUAUCUUCACAGCGCAAGCAUGGGAUAUUCUCCAAGUUACUCAUGAAGGCACUACAGCUGUCAGAGAAUCUAAGCUUCAGCAACUUAUCCAGCAAUUUGAAAAUAUGAAGAUGGGUGAUGAUGACAAGUUUGCUGAUUUCUAUGCUAGGCUCAGUGUUGUUGUGAAUGGUUGUUUCAACUUAGGAGAUCCCAUACCUCAACACAGGAUAGUCAAGAAAGUACUUAGGUCUCUUCCUAUGAAAUAUCAUUCCAAGAAGAUAGCCAUUCAGGAGUCGAAGAACCUCAAUACCUACAGUCUGCAAGAACUGAUUGGAAACUUAACUACAUAUGAGAUGGAACUCCCUGAUGAAAUGAAGAGCAAAAGCAUAGCUCUUAAAGUGAAGAAAGACAUUGAAGAUGAGUCAACAUAUGAAGAGGAUGCUGAUGAAGAUGAAAUUGAUCUUGUCACAAGAAAAUUCAGAAAAUUUCUCAAGGAUAGGAAAUCCAAAAGAAGUGAAUCAAGGUCUGACUCAAGCUCCAAGAAUACAAGAAUAAAAGAAAAGCCGGGUAAUAAGGUUUUAAGGUUUGAAAGAGCUCAUGCUCCAAAGUGUUUUGCAUGUGAAGGGUUUGGUCACAUUGCAUCUGAGUGUGCAAAUACCUUGAAGAAGUCCAAGAAUAAACGGAAUAAAGCAAUGAAUGUUACUUGGAGUGAUAGUGAAGAUGACUCUAUGCUUGAUAGUGAUUCUGAAGUGGUGGCCUUGGUAGGAUUAACGACUAUUGGUCAUGAGUCUGAAGUUGAAGAAUUUGAUCUUGAGGAAGUAAUGCAACAAUAUAUCAUGUUGUCUGAGGCUUCAAAAGAAUUGAAGAAAAGAAAUUUAGAGUUGAGUAAUCAAGUUGAGAACUUGAAGACUGAUGUCAGUAGGACUGAAGCUGGAUUUCAAUCCCAAUUAGAGGCAGGUGAUGCAGUAAGAAAGUCUCUUGCGGAGGACUUUCAGUCCCUUCAACAAAAGUAUCAAGAGAGAUGUGAUAAAGUUGAGGAGCUUAAAACUUAA
This is a messenger RNA of Rosa rugosa (rugosa rose), 1563 nucleotides long. RefSeq lists its product as uncharacterized. The transcript is spliced from 3 exons. Lineage: Eukaryota; Viridiplantae; Streptophyta; Magnoliopsida; Rosales; Rosaceae. The record is from RefSeq and is a predicted model, not a curated record. Bases 1 to 1563 code for a protein of 520 amino acids.